CCUCGCCGCCCACAGAUAUAAGUAGUACCUGGCCUUCCGUGCACCCGCCCUGCGCGUGCGACAUACUUGCCUUGCUGCAUCGUCGGACCCUGUUCAGUAGUGCACUUUUCACCCACUAGACGUCAACUCCCCCAAUGCCGCGCAGUUACUCCCUCGACGAGGUGUCAAAGCAUGACUCCUCCAGUUCAUGUUGGGUUAUCAUCAGGAACAAGGUCUACGAUGUCACUGAGUUCCUACCAGACCAUCCAGGAGGUACCAAGAUCAUCCUCAAGUACGCAGGAAAGGACGCCACCUCCGCGUAUGAGCCUAUCCAUCCACCGGACGCUCUAGACAAGAACUUGCCUCCUGAGAAACAUUUAGGUGAGCUCGACAGUGCCGCAGCGAGCGCAGUCAAGGAGGCCGAGCAGAGCCGGAAGAAGACGAAAGAUGAGCUACGAGUAGAGGCGGCGCAGCAGGCCAAACCACCUCUCAGCAGGAUAUUGAGCUUGUGGGACAUCGAGGAUGUCGCACGCAAGGUUCUUUCUUAUAAAGCGUGGGCGUACUACUCGUCAGCGGCCGACGAAGAGCUCACCCACCGAGAGAACAUACGCGCGUUCUCGCGGAUCUUCUUCCACGCUCGCGUCAUGCGCCCAGUCUCAUAUUGUGACCCAUCGACGACAAUCCUGGGCUUCAAGUCGUCAAUACCGGUAUUCGUGAGCGGCGCCGCCCUCGCACGGCUGGGACAUCCCUUAGGCGAGGCCAACAUUACUCGCGGCGCCGGCCGCACGGGCAUCAUCCAGAUGGUCUCCUCCAACGCUUCCCUCUCUUACGCGCAGAUCGCAGAAGCGCGCCUCGCGCCGGACCAGCCGCUCUUCUUCCAGCUUUACAAGCGCCGCGACGACGCGCUCGCGGAGCAGCGCGUGCGCGAGGUCGUCUCUCUCGGGUACAGCGCCAUCUUCCUCACCGUGGACGCUGUCGUCCCGGGUAACCGCGAGCGCGACAUCCGCGCGCCGUUCGAGCUCGAGGCGCAGGAGCGCGAGGCGGAGAAGGUGGAGCGCGCGGACCAGGCGGAUUCGCCUGAGGCGCCGGUGCAGGACAAGGAGGAGAAGGGCGAGACGAACUUGUUGGGGACGGCGGGGGCGUUGAUCGCGAAUGCUGAUCUGGACAUGACUUGGGAGAGGACGGUCCCGUGGUUGAGGUCGUUGACCAAGUUGCCGAUCGUCAUCAAGGGGAUUCAGUGCGUCGAGGACGCAGUCCUAGCCGCCGAAGCUGGCGUUGAUGGCAUCCUGAUCUCCAACCAUGGCGGUCGACAGCUGGAAUACUCGUUGCCUUCCAUCGACGUCCUGUACAGACUGCGCAAGCAGCGGCCAGACGUUUUCAACAAGUUGGAAGUUUACGUCGACGGUGGUGCUCGCAGAGGCACGGAUGUUCUGAAGGCCCUUUGCUUGGGAGCAAAAGCAGUCGGCAUGGGUAGGCCAUUCUUGUAUGCGCAGAGUGCAUACGGAGAGGAUGGCGUUGUCAAAGUUGUCGAGAUCCUCCAGCGCGAGAUUGUGACGGGCAUGCGGCUGCUCGGUGCGAGCAGGGUACAAGACCUUGUACCAGAUAUGGUCGAGCAGGUCAACUGGCAGCCACUGGAACCGAAGUUAUAAAGCAUGUCUCGUAUUCAGAGAAGAGUUCUUGGUUUGGUUAUAUUCGAGAGUACAUUCGUGCCGUAUGGAUACCGCUCUGUGCAUCCUGCUUACUUGGC
Dichomitus squalens LYAD-421 SS1 is the source of this 1726-nucleotide messenger RNA. RefSeq lists its product as uncharacterized. The transcript is spliced from 12 exons. The record is from RefSeq and is a predicted model, not a curated record. The coding region runs from base 135 to 1628 and encodes 497 amino acids. Lineage: Eukaryota; Fungi; Basidiomycota; Agaricomycetes; Polyporales; Polyporaceae. Gene Ontology annotation, molecular function: L-lactate dehydrogenase (cytochrome) activity; heme binding. Gene Ontology annotation, biological process: lactate metabolic process.